GACGGAUCUUCCCCCCGGCUUUGUGCUCCAUCCGAACCCUGCAGUCGCCGCGCGCCGCCCCGGGUCCCCAAAGGCGCUCAUUUCCGGACCGUCGGUCUCCCGGGUCGCUGCGGCUGCCUUUGCCCCGGCACUUCCCAGAGCCGCUACCUCCCUGUUCGUGGCCGAGUUACUCCCCAAAAUGCCCGUGGACUUCACCGGGUACUGGAAGAUGCUGAGCAACGAGAACUUCGAGGAGUACCUGCGCGCGCUCGAUGUCAACGUGGCCUUGCGCAAAAUCGCCAACUUGCUGAAGCCAGACAAAGAGAUCGUGCAGGAGGGAGACCACAUGAUCAUCCGCACGCUGAGCACUUUUAGAAACUACAUCAUGGACUUUCAGAUUGGGAAGGAGUUUGAGGAGGAUCUGACCGGUAUCGAUGACCGCAAGUGCAUGACCACGGUGAGUUGGGAUGGGGACAAACUCCAGUGUGUGCAGAAGGGUGAAAAGGAGGGGCGUGGCUGGACCCAGUGGAUAGAGGGUGAUGAACUGCACCUGGUAAGUUACCUAGCAAGGGUCAAGCUAUGUCUCCAGAGGCCUCAUCACCUAAAGGGGUUAAUAGACCCUUGAAUAAAGCACUACGGU
Messenger RNA from Nannospalax galili (Upper Galilee mountains blind mole rat), 619 nucleotides. RefSeq names its product retinol-binding protein 1. Bases 179 to 604 code for a protein of 141 amino acids. Gene Ontology annotation, cellular component: nucleus; cytosol. Gene Ontology annotation, biological process: fatty acid transport. The record is from RefSeq and is a predicted model, not a curated record. The transcript has 3 exons. Gene Ontology annotation, molecular function: fatty acid binding. Lineage: Eukaryota; Metazoa; Chordata; Mammalia; Rodentia; Spalacidae.